Tachyglossus aculeatus (Australian echidna) is the source of this 2841-nucleotide messenger RNA. RefSeq names its product musashi RNA binding protein 1 (gene MSI1). The coding region runs from base 1 to 1089 and encodes 362 amino acids. The record is from RefSeq and is a predicted model, not a curated record. Gene Ontology annotation, molecular function: RNA binding. Lineage: Eukaryota; Metazoa; Chordata; Mammalia; Monotremata; Tachyglossidae. The transcript is spliced from 15 exons. Gene Ontology annotation, cellular component: cytoplasm.
AUGGAGCCGGACGCGCCCCAGCCCGGACUGGCCGGCCCGGACUCCCCGCACGACCCCUGCAAGAUGUUCAUCGGGGGACUGAGCUGGCAGACCACGCAGGAGGGAUUGCGAGAGUAUUUUGGCCAGUUCGGGGAGGUGAAGGAGUGUCUGGUGAUGCGGGACCCACUGACCAAAAGAUCCAGGGGCUUUGGCUUUGUCACUUUCAUGGACCAGGCUGGGGUGGACAAAGUGCUGGCCCAAUCCCGACACGAGCUGGACUCCAAAACGAUCGAUCCCAAGGUGGCAUUCCCGCGCCGAGCACAGCCCAAGAUGGUUACGCGGACGAAGAAGAUCUUUGUCGGGGGGCUGUCGGUGAACACCACGGUGGAGGAUGUGAAACAGUACUUUGAGCAGUUUGGAAAGGUGGACGACGCCAUGCUGAUGUUCGACAAAACCACCAACCGACACCGAGGGUUCGGGUUUGUCACAUUCGAGAGCGAGGAAAUCGUGGAGAAAGUGUGCGAGAUCCACUUCCAUGAGAUCAACAACAAGAUGGUGGAAUGUAAGAAAGCCCAACCAAAGGAGGUGAUGUCCCCGACCGGUUCUGCCCGGGGGCGUUCCCGGGUCAUGCCUUACGGGAUGGACGCCUUCAUGCUGGGCAUUGGCAUGCUGGGUUAUCCAGGGUUCCAAGCUGCCACCUACACCAGCCGGAGUUACACGGGCAUCGCUCCCGGUUACACCUACCAAUUCCCCGAGUUCCGGGUAGAGCGGACCCCUCUCCCGAGCGCCCCAGUCCUCCCCGAGCUCACAGCCAUCCCUCUGACGGCGUAUGGGCCGAUGGCGGCGGCGGCCGCGGCGGCCGUGGUCCGAGGCACAGGUUCUCACCCGUCCUGGGCGCCGACUCCCCACCUAGGUUCCACCCCGAGCCGCACGGGCGGCUUCCUGGGCACCACCAGCCCCGGGCCCAUGGCGGAACUGUACGGAGCCGCCAACCAGGACUCGGGCGUCAGCAGCUACAUCAGCGCCGCCAGCCCCGCACCCAGCACCGGCUUCGGACACAGCCUUGGGGGUCCUUUGAUUGCGACAGCUUUCACCAACGGGUACCACUGAGGCUGGGGGCCAAGGAGGAAGGAGAGUCCCGGCCGGCAGCUGCCUGAGGAGAGCGGGCUGCAGGACCGGCCGAAGGCCGGGGGGACGAGGGCCAGCCGCCAUCGCAUCCUCCUCCUCCUCCUCUUCGUCCUCCUCCUCCUCGUCUUCCUCCUCCUCUCGCGACGCUGCACACUGCCAGCCGGCCGCCGGCUCCUGCCCCACGGACAUCAUCUCGCUGCCCUUACUAACCCUCUCCCCCUCCCGCCGCCGCUUUUAUUUAUUUUGGAUUAGCCAGUAGCCUCCCGGUUUUCCCCCUUUGGGUUUGUGCCCCUCCCUCCUUCCCCGCCGACCCCGUAGAGCCCCCCGUGAAUCGGCUUCCGCGCUCGCGUGUAGCUAGGGUGACGGUGGUCCGAGCCGCGGCCCGCCCCCCGUCCCCGUCCCCCGGGCCGCGUCCACCGCCGUUCUUUCAUUCUGAUUUUUCCUCUUUCCUCUUCUCCCUUUUUUAUUUUAAGGAAACGUUUUUAACCCGUUUCUGGGUUUGUGAAUGUGAAGCUCCGGGCCGGGGGCCGGAGCCCCACACCAGCGGGAGGACAAGUGUAUAUUUUGGUACGCGGCAGCCCGGCGCCCCCGGCUCCCGGGCCCCGGGUCGAAUCCCUCUCCUGUAUCAUAUAUGUAAAUACCGUGAGGUGACCCCGGCUGCAGCCCGCAGCCCCCGCUCCUCCCCGUGGCCCUCUUGGGGGCUCGCCUCCCCCCAAACCGGGGCCUUCCCCCCUCUUCCUGGACACCAUUACUGUAAGAUUUGGGUUAAGGCCUCGACUGAGGCAGGGAGAAGCCACCCUCUCCCCUCAGCCACGAGGCUGAGCGAGGGAGGAGGCCCGGGUUGGUCCCCCCCCAAGACCUCCAUCCGAAGCCCCGGCUUUGGACGGGAGGGACCGCCCGCCCUGCCCCGUUGGAAACGAAUUAACUCUCCCAAGGGUCUCCCUCCGGGCCGGGCCUUCGUGUCUCCUCCCUGUCGGGAAGGCCGAGGGCCGCUUGGCGGGCGGAAGAAGACCCCAGGGGUGGGCGACGGGCUUCUCAGGGAUUGCCCACACUCCGACCGCGGCCUCGCGACGGACGGCGCGGCCUCGCUCGGCUCUCUCUCCCCCCGGGCGGCCGCCCCGGACCCUCCCGCCGCCCGCCCGGACGGCACCGGCGGGAGGGCAGGAGAGGAUUUGGGAUCUGGGGUUCCGCCAACCAAAGACCCGGAGGGACGGGGCGGGAUCCGGGACGAGGAUCCUCUCCGAGACGUAGGACGGACCUGAGCCGGGGGGGGCCCCUCUCCCGGGUCCCCCCCACCCCCAGACCCCUCAACUCCUUCGGAGAGUUAAUUGUCAGCACAAGAGGUACUUGACCUGUUAGUACUGAGAACACGAAGCAAUAAUCUUUGUUACCGAGACGCGCGGCUGUAUGGUUUUUUUAAAAAAACAAAUAUUUCCUAAUAAAAGAGAAGCUGCAUUUUAUUGGUUUUUAUUUUCAUUUUCUACACGUCAGAGCGGGGCCCAGUCCGGCGCCGCCUCCUCCUCCGUCCCUCAGUCAGUCACCAAAUGCCCUUCCCCGGGCUCACUGGGGUCUUGUCUGGGUUUCUUUUCCUUCUCUUCCUUUUCCUUUUUUCGAGGAACGUUAAGUGCUGUUUCAAAGCCAGUGAGUUACGACUCUCUGGUGUCUGUUCCGUCCGCCUCUGUAAUUCCCCUUUUCCAGGUUUUUCAGUUAAAGUUCCUAAAAUAAAUUAUUUGA